This is a messenger RNA of Halteromyces radiatus, 231 nucleotides long. RefSeq lists its product as uncharacterized. NCBI's taxonomy places the organism in Eukaryota, Fungi, Mucoromycota, Mucoromycetes, Mucorales, Cunninghamellaceae. The transcript has a single exon. The record is from RefSeq and is a predicted model, not a curated record. The annotation marks the transcript as partial.
AUGGUGCACUCCCGACAAGGGACGUCACCGUCUAGGUUUAUAUGUAUAAAAACAUCCUUGGACGACGCCGGAUGGCAACAAGAAUAUCGCGCGGUUCUGGAGGAGCUUGUUAUCAAUGUACAUACGAUAACUAAGCAUGCUUUCAGUUUUACAAAAUUCAUUUUUCUACGUGAAUUCCAAGCUAACAUGAACUUCGAAAUUUACAACUAUGUAAACGACAAAAAAUUUUUU